Galeopterus variegatus (Sunda flying lemur) is the source of this 4349-nucleotide messenger RNA. RefSeq names its product zinc finger protein 546 (gene ZNF546). The record is from RefSeq and is a predicted model, not a curated record. Gene Ontology annotation, molecular function: DNA-binding transcription factor activity, RNA polymerase II-specific; RNA polymerase II cis-regulatory region sequence-specific DNA binding. Lineage: Eukaryota; Metazoa; Chordata; Mammalia; Dermoptera; Cynocephalidae. The transcript has 5 exons. Bases 545 to 2893 code for a protein of 782 amino acids. Gene Ontology annotation, biological process: negative regulation of transcription by RNA polymerase II; regulation of cytokine production; regulation of immune system process.
CACAGCCCCGAGUGUCUGCACAGAGCAGUGUCCCCAAGAGGAAAGUCAAAUAUUGAGCCCUAGGAUGAAGGUUCCCAGCGAGAAGGCAUAGACCUGGGUCUGGGAUUGGACUUUUAAGUUAGAAGUGUCCCUGAAACAGACUCCUGGGACGACAUGAUGGAAGGAUUCCCACUUGGGGGUGCUGUGUAGGCAGCUGCGUUUUUCAGAACCACAGUAUUUCCAUACCUCCGAUCCUGGAAAACUGCUGUGAAUUCAGAGACAGGUUCCAUCCUUCCUCUUGCAUCUGGUUUUUUGUGUGACGUCAGAGCAGAUGCGGCCCUGAGGGGAUUUGCUAGGCCGGCCUGUGCUCUAAGAAAGUUUGGUGUCUCAUGAUUUUCCUUCUUCCCCAAUCCUGCCUUUCGUCAAAAGAAGGAUCCUGAGGAAGAGGAAAAAAAUGUUGUAGCACGUCUAAAAGUCCAGUUCCAGCCCUGGCUUCCCUGGAUUCUUUGCUUCUCUGGUGGAGGAAGCCCAAGAAGAACUGACAAGUUCUUGCAAUUCUAAAACCAUGGCCCAUGUGUCCUUGGCAUUCAGGGAUGUGGCCAUAGACCUCUCCCAAGAGGAGUGGGAGUGCCUGGACCCUGUUCAGAGGGACUUGUACAGGGAUGUGAUGUUGGAGAACUACAGCAACCUGAUCUCACUGGGAUGUACCAUUCCUAAGCCAGAUGUGAUUACUUUAUUGGAGCAAGAGAAAGAGCCCUGGAUGGUAAUGAAGGAAGGGACAAGGAGUUGGCACACAGAUUUGGAGUGCAAAUAUGUCACUGAGAAGUUAUUUCCAGAAAAGGAUGUUUGUGAAAUAUAUUUAUCUCAAUUGCAGACAGUGGAAAAAAGUAAAACCUACAUCUCUGAGGACACCAUUUUCAGAAAUGGUUUGCAGUGCAAACAUGAAUUUGAGAGACAAGAGGGACAUCAGAUGGACUGUGUUAGUCAAAUAAUAAUCCAAAAACAAAUAUCUUAUCCUCUACAUCAGAAAGUUCAUGCUAGAGAGAAAUCAUAUGAAUGUAGGGAAUGCAGGAAGUCCUUUAGACAACAGUCAUACCUUAUUCAGCAUCUGAGAAUUCAUACUGGUGAGAGACCUUAUAAAUGUGCAGAAUGUGGAAAGGCCUUUUGUCGAGUGGGAGACCUUAGAGUACAUCAAACAAUCCAUGCUGGGGAGAGACCUUAUGAAUGUAAAGAAUGUGGGAAGGCCUUUAGACUUCAUUAUCACCUUACUGAACAUCAGAGAACACACUCUGGUGUAAAACCCUAUGAGUGUAAAGAAUGUGGGAAGGCCUUUAGUCGUGUUAGAGACCUUAGAGUACAUCAGACAAUUCAUGCUGGGCAGAGACCUUAUGAAUGUAAAGAAUGUAGGAAGACCUUUAGACUUCAUUAUCAACUUACUGAACAUCAAAGAAUUCAUACUGGUGAAAGGCCUUAUGAAUGCAAGGUUUGUGGAAAGACUUUUAGGGUGCAACGACAUAUUAGUCAACACAAGAAAAUUCACACUGGUGUAAAACCCUAUAAAUGUAAUGAAUGUGGGAAGGCCUUUAGUCAUGGCUCAUACCUUGUUCAACAUCAGAAAAUUCAUACUGGUGAGAAACCCUAUGAAUGUAAUGAAUGUGGUAAGUCCUUUAGUUUUCAUGCAGAACUUACUCGACAUCACAGAAUUCAUACUGGUGAGAAACCCUAUGAAUGUAAAGAAUGUGGAAAAGCCUUCCGUCUUCAGACAGAACUUACUCGGCAUCACAGAACUCAUACUGGUGAGAAACCCUAUGCAUGUAAGGAAUGCGGGAAGGCCUUUAUCUGUGGCUACCAACUUACUUUACACCUGAGAACUCAUACUGGUGAGAUUCCCUAUGAAUGUAAGGAAUGUGGGAAGACCUUCAGUAGUCGUUAUCAUCUUACUCAACACUACAGAAUUCAUACUGGUGAGAAACCCUACAUAUGUAAUGAGUGUGGGAAAGCCUUUCGUCUUCAGGCAGAACUUACCCGACAUCACAGAAUUCAUACUUGUGAGAAACCCUAUGAAUGUAAGGAAUGUGGGAAGGCUUUUAUUCGUAGCAAUCAACUUAUUUCACACCAGCGAAUUCACACCAAUGAGAAUACCUAUGGAUGUGAAGAAUGUGGGAAGAUUUUUAGUCGACGCUAUAAUCUUACUCAACAUUAUAAAAUCCAUACCGGUGAAAAACCCUAUCAAUGUAAAGAAUGUGGAAAGGCCUUUCGCUUUCAAACAGAACUCACUCAGCAUCACAGAAUUCAUACUGGUGAAAAACCCUAUAAAUGUAAGGAAUGUGGGAAAGCCUUUAUUCGUAGCAAUCAUCUUACUCAACAUCACAGAAUUCACACCGGUGAGAAACCCUAUGAAUGUAAGGACUGUGGGAAGACCUUUAGUCGUCACUAUCAUCUUACUCAACAUCACAGAAUUCAUACUGGUGAGAAACCCUACACAUGUAAUGAGUGUGGGGAUGCUUUUAUUUGCAGUUAUCAACUUACCUUACAUCAAAGAAUUCACACUGGUGAGAUUCCAUAUGAAUGUAAGGAAUGUGGAAAGACCUUUAGUCGUCGGUAUCAUCUUACUCAACAUUUUAGACUUCACACUGGUGAGAAACCUUAUGGCUGUAAAGAAUGUGGAAAAGCCUUUCGCCUUCAAGCAGAACUUACUCGACAUCACACAAUUCAUACGGGUGAGAAACCCUAUAAAUGUAAAGAAUGUGGGAAGGCCUUCAGUGUUAAUUCAGAACUUACUCGACAUCACAGAAUUCAUACUGGUGAAAAACCCUAUAAAUGUAAAGAAUGUGGGAAAGCCUUUAUUCGUAGUGAUCAACUUACUUUACAUCAGAGAAAUCAUAUUAGUGAGGAAACCCUAUGCAUGAUGUAAAGAGGACAUGAUGGCCUUUAGCAAAUGCCUUUCACAGCAGCAGAGAAUUUGUAAUUUAAGAAAUUUCUUACCUGUUAGGGAACAUGUAGGAAUCCCUUUUGCUUCAUGCUCAGAACUUAGCAGAAGUGGUGUUAGAUGUUCGUUUAAAGAGUUGAGAAACUGUAGCAUUUCUCAGUCCUGGUUACACUUUAACAGCUUGAUACCGGUACAGUGUAUCUCAAACCAUCAAGGACUUUCUCCCCUGCAAACUGCGGUUGAACAGUACUUCUAUAAAAUGCAAUCAUAUUGGAUUCCCAAAAAAAUGGAAUGGAAAGAAAACAGACAUACAAAAUAAAAGCCCAAUCUGUUAUUAUUGAAUUUAACGGGCAUAAAUUAGCUCUAUCAAAUUGCUAAAGUUUCUAAAUAUUUGCUCUCACUUACCUCAACUCAUUGUAGACCAGAAGCAAACAAUUUGUGGACCAGUGUCAGCACAUUGACCACACUUUAUAUAGCAUGGUAACAGAACAUGAUUCUGUUAAUAUAAAGAACAUGGGAAAGACUUUAGCAAUGGUAUGUCUUUGCUAUAAUUUUCAUAAUUCCACUUUGGCCUGUGUGUGGUAUUUGGCAAAACACUUCUCCCCUCUGUACUUCACUUUUAAAAUGGUAAUAAUAGUACCUACCUAAUAGUAUUUUUGCAAGGAUGAAAUAUUAAUAGAAAAUAAAGCCUUUAGAAGAGUGUUUGACAUGUGCUCAAUAAAUAUUAUUGUUCUUAAUUUUAUCAUUAGUGGUACUAUUAGUAAAUUCAUGUAAGAGGAAGACCCUGUGGGUGUAAGGAAUUUGUAAAACCUGUCCUUUAUCUUUUACUCCUUACUUAAAUUUGGGUGAUUGUGAAUAAAAUCCAGUAAAAUAGAGUAAACUUUCUAAAAUCAAAACACAUCUCUGAAAAUCAGCAUGAGGAAAAAAACUCUAGAUAUGAUGAGUGUGAAGAUUAUAAGAAUAAAGCUUUUGAAGAAUCUGGGAGAGCUAUAAUGCUUUCCCUCUCCAAAGCUAAAAAGAUAUGUUACAGUCUGCUUCUUCUGUCCACAACUCAUGAUAAGUUAGAACCUAAUAACCGAAAGACCACUGUCCAUUUGGAAAUAUUAAAAGAAUAGUACAUGAACACUAGUAUGUCCUCUAGGUUCAGCAAAUUGUUAAUAUGCUGUAAUAUCUGGUUUGCUUCUCUAUAGUAUUUACUUAUUUUUGCUAUAGUAUUUGAGUAUAAAUUGUUGACAUGACAUAUCCCAUCUCCUAAGAAUAAAGGCUGCCUCCUGUUUAAUCACUGUAUACCUUCACACCUAAGGAGAUUAACAAAAAUUGCAUAAUCUGUAAUAUUCAGUCCAUAUUCAUAUUUUCUCAAUCGUGUGAAGAAUGCUUUUAGUAGGUUAUUUUUUUAAACUUAGGAAUCAAAAUAAAUUCAUGGAUUGCAUUUGGUUAUGCA